ACAGUGAACUCGGAUUUUGGUUGAGGUGCACCAGUGUUUAGGAAAAAUGGCAUCAUGGAUAUUCGUGGCAAUUGUGAGCUGUCUGGUAAGUGGACUGCAGGCUCAAAUCAACUACUGUAGCACUAGCUACUGCCGGAACGGUCGUCAGAACGUUGGUUGCAAUCCUCCAGGCAUCCCGGGAGGACCGGCCUGCGCUGGGUUGAAACCCAUGGUUAUAACGAUCAACUCUACGCUACAAACGUUGAUCCUUUCCGAGCACAAUACGCGCCGAUCGCAACUAGCUCUAGGUCAACUGAAACCGUUCCUGCCGGCCGUUCGUAUGCCCACCCUUACCUGGGACGAGGAACUUGCCAAACAGGCUGGUAAUAAUGCACGCAGCUGCCAGUACCAACAUGAUAGCUGCCGUAACACGCCCGUCUAUGCGUGGGCUGGACAAAAUAUUGCACUGGCGCAGUAUUCCCGCAUGACCAAUACGAUAUCGCAGCUAAUAAGCUCCAACAUCGCUUCCUGGUGGAAUGAGUACAGCUUUACUAAGCAGGAACAACUCAACUCCUAUCCAUCGAGCAAUUCUGGACCUGCCAUUGGACAUUUCACACAGAUGGCAAGUGACCAGACCGCCAAGAUUGGGUGUGCCAUGCAGAAUUGGGUGAAUGGCAACUGGCAGACGUACUACUUCGUGUGUAACUAUGCUGUCACCAACAUUAUUGACCGUCCAGUCUACAAAGCUGGAGCGGUUGCUUCGAAAUGUACUACGGGUCGCAAUCCAACGCUACCUGGACUGUGCUCAGUAUCAGAAACUAUCAAACCUGUUCCAAACUAAUUUAAUGCAGCAAAAUAAAGCAAUCCAAUGAUAUGAAAUGCCACUCAAAACUAUUGUAUGAACCUGAACAU
This is a messenger RNA of Anopheles coluzzii, 891 nucleotides long. RefSeq names its product venom allergen 3-like. The transcript is spliced from 3 exons. Bases 47 to 820 code for a protein of 257 amino acids. The record is from RefSeq and is a predicted model, not a curated record. Lineage: Eukaryota; Metazoa; Arthropoda; Insecta; Diptera; Culicidae.